Molecule: messenger RNA, 159 nt
Organism: Plenodomus lingam JN3
Lineage: Eukaryota; Fungi; Ascomycota; Dothideomycetes; Pleosporales; Leptosphaeriaceae
Source: RefSeq, a predicted model, not a curated record
AUGAAGAGGCACAAAUUCAGGCUCAUAUAUUCCUUCAAGGCGUAUCAUUUCCAGCCAUACAGGCCCCAAUUAUCCAUCGCACCGCCGAGCUACAUCUCGGCCUCUUCAAGGCUGGCUUCAUUCUUUCGGUUCCUUCUCGUCACACGGUAUAAUCAUUAG